This is a messenger RNA of Protomyces lactucae-debilis, 1667 nucleotides long. Its product is annotated as peptide chain release factor eRF/aRF, subunit 1. The record is from RefSeq and is a predicted model, not a curated record. Gene Ontology annotation, molecular function: sequence-specific mRNA binding; translation release factor activity, codon specific. NCBI's taxonomy places the organism in Eukaryota, Fungi, Ascomycota, Taphrinomycetes, Taphrinales, Protomycetaceae. The transcript has a single exon. Bases 107 to 1417 code for a protein of 436 amino acids. Gene Ontology annotation, cellular component: cytosol; translation release factor complex. Gene Ontology annotation, biological process: cytoplasmic translational termination.
GCAACAUCCUCAACAAGGCCUGCUCAAUUCUCGUCCAUAUACAAAGGAGGAGCAUCUGCCAGAGCGCACAUAGAGGCAAGCUAAGAGCGAUCGACUUGCAGAAAUCAUGUCGGAUCCACAGCAACAGUCCACAGAGCAACAGGUCGAAGUAUGGAAGGUCAAAAAGCUCAUUAAGUCCCUUGAACAGGCACGAGGCAACGGUACCAGCAUGAUUUCCCUCAUUAUACCGCCCAAGGACCAAAUCUCACGCGUCUCCAAGAUGUUGGCGGACGAGUACGGUACCGCUUCCAACAUCAAGUCGCGCGUCAAUCGGCUUUCCGUCUUGGGCGCCAUCACAAGUACAAAGGAGAGAUUGAAGCUCUACAACCGCGUACCCAAAAACGGCCUUGUUGUGUACUGCGGCGAUGUCAUUACAGACGAAGGAAAAGAGCGCAAGCUCAAUAUCGAUUUUGAACCCUUCAAGCCCAUCAACACCUCCCUCUACCUCUGCGACAAUAAAUUCCACACAGAAGCCCUCUCUGAGCUACUUGAAUCAGACACACGCUUCGGCUUUAUUGUCAUGGAUGGUAAUGGUGUCUUGUACGGUACAUUGACAGGCAAUACGCGCGACGUAUUGCAUAAAUUCACCGUUGAUCUGCCCAAAAAGCACGGACGUGGUGGUCAAUCUGCAUUGCGUUUCUCGCGUUUGCGUGAUGAGAAGCGGCACAACUAUGUGCGUAAAGUAGCAGAGACGGCCGUGCAAUUCUUCAUCACGAAUGACAAGUGCAAUUGUACGGGUCUGGUGCUGGCUGGUUCCGCAGACUUCAAGACGGAGUUGUCACAGAGUGACAUGUUUGAUGGACGUUUGCAGGCUAAAAUCAUCAAGAUUGUCGAUGUCUCUUAUGGUGGUGAGAACGGCUUCAACCAAGCCAUUGAGCUGGCUGGAGAAACCUUGUCGAAUGUCAAGUUUGUGCAAGAGAAGAAGCUCAUUCAAAAAUACUUUGAUGAAAUCGCCAAGGAUACAGGCAAGUACUGCUUUGGCGUGGAAGACACACUCAAGGGUCUUGAUGCAGGUGCGGUAGACACACUCAUUGUCUUUGAGAAUCUGGAUGUGACACGCUUCACACUCAAGACUGAAGAGGGCGACGAGCGGAUUGUGCAUGCAACACCGCGGGAAGAGGAACUCAAGAAGGAUCUCUUCAAGGACCCAGACACAGGUGCGGAUCUCGAAGUGGUGGAGCGGCAGUCGUUGCUUGAAUGGCUCGCUGCCAAGUAUCAGGACUUUGGCGCGACCCUUGAGUUUGUGACGGACAAGUCGCAGGAGGGGUCGCAGUUCUUGAAGGGUUUCGGUGGGAUUGGUGGUAUUCUGCGGUACAAGCUUGACUUGAGUCUGAUGGUCGAGGACGACGAUGAGUUUUACGACGACGACUCUGACUAGGGUGCAUAAGCAUAGUCUGUAUACAAGUUAUCAAGGCCUCACCACCACAGUGCAUCGUAUAUCCAUCGUGUAUAAGCCCUCAUCUCGGUAUUCAUUUCCCCGGCUCCGCUGAUCUGCUUCAUCAAGUAUCCACCAGUUCAACGUCGACAGAUUCCUUUCAUCUCUGUAGCUAUCACGCAUUGAUACAGCCAUGUCACCUCGCAAGUACGCAGACCUCAUCACAGUCAUCCGCAAUGAAGGCGACUUUGCC